Molecule: messenger RNA, 1541 nt
Organism: Lactuca sativa (garden lettuce)
Lineage: Eukaryota; Viridiplantae; Streptophyta; Magnoliopsida; Asterales; Asteraceae
Product: CBS domain-containing protein CBSX5
Cellular component (GO): cytoplasm; nucleus
Source: RefSeq, a predicted model, not a curated record
CCGCACGUUAUUUUCUACACUCGUCUCUCCAUCUUCGGCUUACAAUUUUCAAAGUUCAAACUCCGGUCAUUUCGCCGCUGCAAAAAACCUUUGAAUUCUGUGUAUGGCAGCUCGUUUAUUGGCGCAUGAGGUAGCUGACCUCUGUCUCGGCAAGCCGCCGUUGAAAUCACUCGCUAUCUCCGCCACUGUCCGCCACGCCCUCGCCGCACUCAAGUCCUCCGACGAUACCCACAUCAGCAUUUGGACCUGCGACCACCACCAAACCGCCCAAUCACUCAUCGAUAACUGCUGCUGCGUCGGAAAAAUCUGCAUGGUGGACAUCAUCUGCUACCUCAGUAAAGAAGAUAACCUCAAGUCGCCUUCUUCUGCACUUGAUUCUCCGGUCACUGUUUUGCUGUCACGUGAUCCCGCUACUGUUAGGCUCGUGAACCCCUCUGCAAGUUUGGUGGAAGCAAUUGAUCUAAUUAUCGGUGGAGCUCAGAAUCUUAUAGUGCCGAUAAACAGAAGAACCAAAAUUAAUUCAAAAAGGAAGCAAAUUUUGAAACAAGAGUUAUCAUUUGCCCCGACGACACACGCCGGCGGCGGUGAAUUCUGCUGGCUGACACAAGAGGAUGUGAUCAGAUUCUUACUGAGUUCAAUUGGACUUUUCUCCCCUACCGGUGCCUACUCCGUAGAGUCUCUCGGAAUCAUCAACCCCGAUAUCCUCACCGUCAAUUUCCACUCUCCGGCGUCGACUGCAUUGGGAGCAAUUUUGACUUCUCUUGCGGACCAAACUUCCGUCGCAGUAGUCGACGAUGACGGAAUCUUAAUCGGUGAGAUUUCCCCCUUCACGCUCGCGUACUGCGACGAAACUGCAGCAGCUGCUAUAGCAACACUAUCUGCCGGAGAUCUGAUGUCGUACAUUGAUUGUGGUGGACCGCCGGAAGAUAUAAUCAGGGUUGUGGAAGCGCGGCUAAAAGAGCGGAAUUUAAAAGGAAUGUUGGAGGAAUUUACGGCGUACUCAUCGGGGAUUCCAUUGAUUAGCAGUAACUCAUCUUCGUCAUCUGAAGAUGAAUCCUCACCAUCUCCGGCAAGAAUGAAGUCCGGGAGGUACAAUAGAUCAAGCAGCUAUUCCUCGAGGAUAACGAGGAGGGCGGAGGCGAUUGUUUGCUAUCCUUGGAGCUCGUUGGUUGCGGUGAUGAUUCAGGCGAUCACACACCGCGUGAGCUAUGUGUGGGUUAUUGAAAAAGACUGCAGUGUCGUCGGAGUCGUGAAGUUUUCUGACAUUUUGGAGGUUUUCCGGUCAAAUUUGGAAAGCAUGACGAAUUAGAUGGGAAAGAGGGCUACUUUUUGAAGAAAUAAAAAGAGGAAGGUAAGUUUUGUAAAUAUGAGUUAGUUGUGACUUGUGAGGCUUUUUUGUUGGAUAUCAUUAAACAGAGGAUAUUCUUUAUCGGUCCGUACUAUGAGGUAAAUUUAUCUGAAUGGUUUUUAUUCUGUGACAUCCUUAAAUAAAAGGUCAUACGAUGUAUUUUUGAGUUUUGACUAUUUGAAAUUUGAAAUAA